GCGCAUCAAUGCUUUAUGCACACUAUAAAGAAGCCCUGUUCCCCCACCUCUGCUUACAUGAGUGAUGGUCUGAUUCAACCAUGACAGGGGUGUUCUAGCUCGACCGACCUCUCCAAUUUCUAAAAUGCACUUUUUUGCUCUGAUUGAGGCUCCAUUCUCAAUAAAGUUAGAUCUCUUACCGCGAAGCUCCUGAAGAACCGUUGGCUACUGCACGAGACUUCCGGGUUUCUGAUGCUUUUUGCGGCAAAACAACGUAGCUCGACGCAUAUAGUUGGCUGCUAGAGAUGCUGUGAUACUUUCCUGACCUUUUCGAUUCCUACAUUGAUUUAUUCCUUCCGCUUUUGCAUUGAUCAUAAGCGAAAGUCAGUGCCCAUUAUGGAUGAUUAUAUGUUCCGCAGCUACGUUACGAGCUGUAAACACGUCCCGGAGAAUACCAGUUAUCUAGAAAUAUUUAACUAUACGGAUCCGGUCUAUAAUACGAUUGAGGAGCAUCCACUUACGCCCGAUGAGUUUGAGAACUAUCUAAAUCGCCGGGGAGCCUUUGAGCCACCGAAACUGCCCGAGGACGUUAAGUUAAGAGACGGCCUUCGACUGGUUGUCCAGAAGAACGCAAAGCAUAAUGAGACUUUCACGCCAAAUUAUAUUACCCUGGACCCGGCUCAGUAUGAGGGCAUGGUCAGAACUAUGCGGUUGCCCUUCCGAGGCAUUGAGGGAACGAGUGUCGUAGGACCUUUUUUCUGGGCUGCAUUUGAUCAAGACGCCAGCGAUCCACACUUACAGAUUAUCUUCCGCAAGUCAGAUGUCCGCAAAAAGGGCAAGACUCGCGGCUGGGAGAUCAUGCUCUCUCAUUCUUUCAACACAUCCAUCACGACGGGCUACGUGAAGGGUACCCCUUCCUCGGACAUCGAGGAGUCCCUGACACACCUGCGCUCCUGUGCCGCGCAGGUCGGCCACCCAAUGUUACUGCCGGUCAUCAUCCUGUCGCACGAUCUGUCCUCGAAGACGGACCAGAAGCAGCGCGACGCUCGUGACUGGCUGCGCCGCCUCGAGAACGCCGUCACCAUGCGUAACGAGAUCGAGGAGCACGAAGGAUACCGGGAGCUCGACCUGGAAGUGCUCAACCGCGAUCUGGUCGAGUGCCACAGCCAAGUCCUCUGGAAGCGGCCGCAGGCAUACCAGAGCAUCAUCGACGAGAUGAAGCUUGCCAUGGCGAAGUUCUGGCAGGGAUCUCGCCCGGAGAGGGGCCGCCAUGGCGAGACGGGGGCUCUGCACAAGAGCAUGGAGAGUCGGCUGGACUUUUAUCGUAUCAAGUUGCUGGGCGUGGAGAAUUAUGCCCAUACGACGUUGGAGAGACUGAACAUCCAGCGGCAGGCUCUUUACAAUAUUAUAGCUCAAAAGGAAUCCAAACUCAACUUGGAGAUGGCAGCGCAACAGCGCCGUCUCGCUCACGCUUCAAAGCGCGACAGCACCGCCAUGAAGACGCUCUCGCUGCUCGGCGCGGUAUUCCUGCCGGGCACCUUCCUGGCCUCGAUUUUCUCCAUGACCUUCUUCGACUUCAACGUGGGGCCGGACAACAAUAGCGGGCCCAACGACGGCACAGACGCGCAGGUGUCUCAGUGGCUCUGGGUCUACUUUGCGGUGACGGUCCCGCUGACGCUGGCCAUCGUCGGGUCCUGGUGGUGGCUGGACCGCCGCCGCCAGCGGCAGUACGCCCUCGAGGAUGAGGACAUCGAGAAGGGCAUCGACAAGAUGGAGAUGGAGAUCAUGGCCAUCAUGCGCAAGAAGACCAUGCAGAAGGCCACCACCUGGACGAGCGGGAACCCGCCUAGUGUUCAGCUGAGCAAGAAGGACAAGGAAGGGUAGAAAAAAAAGUUACAUAAAGUAAAGUAAAGUAAACCAAGCGGCCAGGGUGUGGGCAAGGCAUUCGUGAAAGGGGUGUGUCAUUGGAAGGUUAAGUCCGGUGCUCAUUUAGAAACCCGAUGCCCCGAUAUGACUGCAAGACACGAUUUCAUGACUAUGGACAUAGAUUAGUAUUGUAUAUUGACCUGAACAUACUACAGAGAGCCCGACGGGCAUGUUACAAGCUGCUGUGGGGGUGGAUACGAUUAUUCGAUUGUGGUAACAAAAGACCUGUUUUCAUAGCUUGAUUGUUUUUAUUCGUUAGGGGUCACAAGACACGAAGGAUUGUUCGAUUCUCGUCGCCCGGUAAAUAGCCAGAUAUCGUUUCUGCCUUGAGAAACAAUCCUAGCUGAAUUAACUCGAG
Messenger RNA from Truncatella angustata, 2263 nucleotides. RefSeq lists its product as uncharacterized. The coding region runs from base 376 to 1863 and encodes 495 amino acids. The transcript has 6 exons. The record is from RefSeq and is a predicted model, not a curated record. NCBI's taxonomy places the organism in Eukaryota, Fungi, Ascomycota, Sordariomycetes, Amphisphaeriales, Sporocadaceae.